Messenger RNA from Olea europaea var. sylvestris, 673 nucleotides. Its product is annotated as photosystem I reaction center subunit VI, chloroplastic-like. The record is from RefSeq and is a predicted model, not a curated record. Gene Ontology annotation, cellular component: photosystem I; photosystem I reaction center; chloroplast thylakoid membrane. Bases 52 to 486 code for a protein of 144 amino acids. The transcript is spliced from 3 exons. Lineage: Eukaryota; Viridiplantae; Streptophyta; Magnoliopsida; Lamiales; Oleaceae. Gene Ontology annotation, biological process: photosynthesis.
UUUAUUAGCUUGGCCCUUCACAUUUCAGAUUUAGACUGAUUAGCAUAUCCAAUGGCAUCCUUGGCAACCUUUGCUGCAGUGCAUCCCUCCAGUGUUAAGGGCCUUGCUGGGAGCUCCCUUGCUGGAACUAAGCUCCAUGUCAAGCCAUCUUCCCUAAGAGUUAAGCCCACAAACUCCAGGGCUGGUGCUGUGGUGGCAAAGUAUGGUGACAAGAGUGUAUACUUUGAUUUGGAGGAUUUGGGCAACACCACUGGCCAAUGGGACUUGUAUGGAUCAGAUGCACCUUCACCAUACAAUCCCCUUCAGAGCAAGUUCUUUGAGACCUUUGCUGCUCCUUUCACCAAGAGAGGUCUAUUGCUCAAGUUCUUGAUAUUGGGAGGUGGCUUCACCAUUGCUUAUGUGAGCUCCAAAGCAACAGGAGACGUUCUACCGAUUGUAAAGGGCCCACAACUACCACCCAAGCCUGGGCCACGUGGCAAAAUAUAAUUUCCUCGGUAUCACAUUUUCAAUCUUUUAAAUUACUUGUGUUCAAUUUUUCAUUUCAUCAGCAUGUGAUGUAAGUAUAUCAGAAUCUACAUGUGACUGUUUAUUAUUACAUGUAUUUCAGUACCAUUCUAGUUGUAUCUGAUUCAACCAUAAAGUCUCUAAUAACUUUAGUUCGAUUUCAAAAUAA